AUGGCCGACGCAAUCGACUCGGCAGUCCAAUACAAGCGAGCGCAUCCUGAAGAGAGCUUCCCCAAGGUGGCCAAUCAAUUCAAGGUCACUUCUUCCACUCUCAAUAAUCGAUACCACAAAAAACACGCCUCACAUGCCACCAAUAACCCUCGCAAGCUCUCUGUCAUACAAGAGAAGCAGCUGGUCGACACAAUCAACACUUAUGCCGAACGUGGUACCCCCCUGACCUCUGCGAAAAUAAGAGAGCUCGGGCAAGCUCUCCAUGGCCAUCCCCUGGGCGAGAGAUGGGGCUCAACUUUCGUCGAGCGUCAUCGCGCCGACUUGAACUCCAAAUUCUACGGCUACACCGGAGCUGGUUGGCAAGAUGAUAAUACGAGCGAGAACAACACUGCAAUUCGAAACGGGGAGCUGGACCCAGUUAUAGCUGUUGCGCAGGCCCAGACGGACGCAGAGGUGGCAAAGUCAAAGAUCGUGCUGCUGGAAAAGGAGUUGGAGGAAGUUAGAGCAGCAAUGGCGCUAGACCAGGCCACCAGGGGAAGUCGCGAGGCAGUUCAGAAUCUGGGUGGGGGUUUAUAUGAUCUCAAGUAUAGGGAUGACAACCGUGAAGCGCUGGAGAAGAGGAAAGCGAAAGAAGAGAAGAACAACAGGGGGGGAUCGGGCAAAGCGAGCUCGUAA
Messenger RNA from Cryptococcus amylolentus CBS 6039, 675 nucleotides. RefSeq lists its product as hypothetical. The record is from RefSeq and is a predicted model, not a curated record. NCBI's taxonomy places the organism in Eukaryota, Fungi, Basidiomycota, Tremellomycetes, Tremellales, Cryptococcaceae. The transcript has a single exon. Bases 1 to 675 code for a protein of 224 amino acids.